Molecule: messenger RNA, 506 nt
Organism: Anthonomus grandis grandis
Lineage: Eukaryota; Metazoa; Arthropoda; Insecta; Coleoptera; Curculionidae
Product: 60S ribosomal protein L34-like
Exons: 2
Coding region: 134-478 (114 amino acids)
Biological process (GO): translation
Cellular component (GO): ribosome
Molecular function (GO): structural constituent of ribosome
Source: RefSeq, a predicted model, not a curated record
UCAAACAUCUUAGGAAAUUUAGUUUCGAAAUGGUUGAUUCUUUUACCAAAACGAAGAGUAAACUUCCCUCUUUCCGUUAAGGCACUUAUCGUGAGGAUUUUUCAUAAAUUUCUGUUUAUUUUUGCAGGCCAAAAUGGUCCAACGGCUGGUUUUCCGACGACGAUUGUCGUACAACACCAAAAGCAAUAGGAGACGAAUUGUCCGUACUCCUGGUGGCAAACUAGUAUACCAAUACCUCAAAAAACCCAAGAAGAUCCCAAGGUGUGGACAGUGCAAAGACAAAUUGAGGGGUAUCCAACCUGCAAGGCCACAAGAAAGGUCUCGUUUGUGUAGGAGAAAGAAGACAGUCAAGAGGGCAUAUGGUGGUGUACUUUGCCACAAGUGUGUUAAGGAAAAGAUUGUCAGGGCUUUCCUUAUUGAAGAACAGAAAAUAGUUGUUAAGGUACUGAAAGCCCAACAGGUUUCUAAGAAGAAGUAGAUGUUUAAUAAAGUUUGUAUGUAAUUUA